GCCGCAGAAUGAACAACGAGCACAGACGAGCUCGUUACUGCUUUAUUCCGCGGAUAUGUGGUCGUGUGCCAGCUUGUUUUAACCUUCUCUCAUUUCGUCUUUCUAGGGAGAAGAAAAGAAGGAGAAUAGCGGCGCUGACUGAGAACAUGGCAGUUGAAGGUUGCAGUGUAGCUGACUGGGAUGGCCGCUGGAGUCAUGUGCAGAAGUUCCUGGAGAGAACUGGCCCCUUCACGCACCCGGACUUUGAACCUAGUGAGGAGACGUUACAGUUUCUGUUGGAAACAUGCAAAAUCCUGGUCAUUGGAGCUGGGGGUCUUGGCUGUGAACUACUGAAAAACCUGGCGCUGUCAGGUUUUCGGCAUAUUCAUGUUGUGGAUAUGGACAUCAUUGAUGUCUCCAACCUCAACAGACAGUUCCUCUUUAGGUCCAAAGAUGUUGGACGACCUAAAGCAGAUGUGGCAGCUGAGUUUAUAAACCAGCGUGUUCCUGGUUGUAAUGUUGUACCACAUUUUAAAAAAAUUCAGGAUUUUGAUGCGUUGUUUUAUAGACAGUUUCAUAUUAUUGUUUGUGGGCUGGACUCAAUCAUUGCCAGGCGCUGGAUCAAUGGGAUGCUGUUGUCCCUGCUCUCUUAUGAAGAUGGAGUUUUGGAUCCCAGUUCUAUCGUUCCUCUGAUCGAUGGAGGGACAGAGGGCUUUAAAGGGAAUGCCAGAGUCAUCCUGCCAGGAAUGACAGCCUGUGUAGACUGCACACUGGAGCUUUACCCACCACAAAUCACUUUCCCAAUGUGCACUAUUGCUUCAAUGCCACGGCUACCAGAGCACUGCAUAGAGUAUGUGAGAGUGCUGCAGUGGCCCAAAGACAAACCUUUUGGAGAUGCUGUUGGUCUGGAUGGUGAUAACCCAGAGCACGUUCAGUGGGUCUUCCAGGAGUCUUUAAAGAGAGCCGCUGAAUUUAAUAUCACCGGUGUCACCUACAGACUCACUCAAGGUGUGGUUAAGCGAAUCAUCCCUGCUGUUGCAUCCACAAAUGCAGUCAUCGCUGCUGCUUGUGCCACAGAAGUUUUUAAAAUUGCUACAAGCGCAUAUAUCCCAUUGAAUAACUAUCUGGUUUUUAAUGAUGUGGAUGGAUUGUAUACAUAUUCUUUUGAAGCAGAGCGAAAGGACAACUGUACAGCAUGUAGCCAGGUUCCUCAAAAACUACAGUUCCCACCGUCUGCUAAACUGCAAGAGGUGCUGGAGUAUCUGACUGAGAAUGCUUCUCUUCAAAUGAAGUCCCCAGCUAUCACUGCAACACUUGAAGGCAAAAAUAAAACACUCUACCUGCAGACCAUCGCCUCAAUUGAAGAAAGAACAAGACCCAAUCUCUGCAAAACUUUGAAAGAGCUGGGAUUGGCUGAUGGACAGGAGUUAGCUGUUGCUGAUGUCACCACACCUCAGACUGUCCUCUUCAAGCUCAACUUCACGUCAGAAACAUGCAGCAUUAAACAAGUGCAAAAUUAAUUUCAUGGAAGGGGUUCCUCAAAUUCACCUGCAACAGCUUAUUUGCAGCAUAUUUCAAACAACUCCGCAUUUUGUCUGUAUUUCCUUUCAUCGUGUAUUGCUUUCUUAUUAAUUUGUAACGCAUAAUUUAUUAGGGAUGUUGUCGUUUUAACAACCAACAGUCCAGGCAAUUUUAGGAUUAUUAUGCAAGGAUGAUGAGACCUGUACCACAAAGCAAAUUAAACUAGUUAGAAUUAAGGACUACAAAGGUGGAUUAGGAAUAGUAACGGUGGAAUAGUAGCAAACACUGCACAACUAACUUAGUCUAGUACAAGUUAAUCCCAGUCACAGGUAACAAACAUGUAUUUGACCAAUCAGCAUGUUUCGGACAUGCAGUGAAGUCCCUCAUCCUGUAUCUUUAACUCUAUGUUCAUAAUGAUCUCUUAUGCUGUAUAAGUGUUCUUUGUGUGUUUUUUAUGUAUAAUGAACAAUGAAAAAACAAUCCUGUAUUAAAAGCCUUUAAAUAGUUUUGUAGUACAGGUCUCUGGUAAUCCUGUGUUGCAUUUUUUAUUAUGUAGCACUUUACAGUAAGGUCUCGUUAGUUUAACAUCAGCUGAUGCUUUUACUAUAAAUGAGCCACAUAUUCAUUACGGUAUUUAUUGACCUUAGUUAAUAAAAAUACUGAAAGCUAUUCAUUGUUAUUUUGUGUUAGUUUAGCUAAUGUUGAUAUUAGCAGACAGCUUGAUUUUAAUAAUGCUAAAAAAUAAAGCGUUUAGUCGGUUUCUUGGAUGGGGCUUAGCCUAAACCAGGAUUAGGCCAUAGUUUAAUUAGGAUAUUUAAGUAAUUUUCAUAAACAUGAAACAUGGUGUGCAUCGUAAGGCAAAACAAAGGCACUGACAUGUUGUAAGAUCAGUCAGUGCAUGAAACAGCUCAGAUUUACAUUUAGUCUAGUAACUAGGCUUAAGCCUUGUCUGUGAAACCAGGGGCUAGUGUUUUAUUGUUGUUAGUUUGAAAACUAUAGUUAACCGAUGAUAACAAAUAGAACCUUAGUGUAAAGUGUUACCAUUUUAAUUUUAUUUCUCUUGUAAAAUGUUUAAGUUAAUGUUUGUACAUAUUGUUUACGCAGAGGAUUGUAAAUUAAUUUGAGCUAUAAUAAAUUCUUUGCUGUUAUUUAA
Puntigrus tetrazona (Sumatra barb) is the source of this 2653-nucleotide messenger RNA. Its product is annotated as NEDD8-activating enzyme E1 catalytic subunit-like. Gene Ontology annotation, biological process: protein neddylation. Gene Ontology annotation, molecular function: NEDD8 activating enzyme activity. Lineage: Eukaryota; Metazoa; Chordata; Actinopteri; Cypriniformes; Cyprinidae. The transcript is spliced from 17 exons. The coding region runs from base 9 to 1499 and encodes 496 amino acids. Gene Ontology annotation, cellular component: cytoplasm; nucleus. The record is from RefSeq and is a predicted model, not a curated record.